UCCGGGCGUCGCUUGUGCUUCCCCUUCCCUCCCUCACGCUUCUUCCCCUCCCCCUGCUCCCUUUCCCCUUCGCUUUCGUUCUUUCCCUGGGAGGCCGACCCCCGCCCGAGGAGCGAGUCUGGGGUCCGCGCGGCGGCGGGCGCUGCUGCGGCCGGAACGGGGGGCGCGAAGCAGGCUGUGCACGGAGAGGGCGGCAGCAUGUCCUCCCUCCCGGGGUGUAUCGGUUUGGAUGCCGCCGCCUCAGUGGAGUCUGAAGAGAUUGCAGAGCUGCAGCAAGCGGUGGUCGAGGAACUGGGCAUCUCCAUGGAGGAACUCCGGCAGUUCAUCGAUGAAGAGCUGGAGAAGAUGGACUGCGUACAGCAGCGCAAGAAGCAGCUAGCAGAGUUGGAGACGUGGGUAAUACAAAAGGAAUCUGAGGUGGCCCAUGUUGACCAGCUCUUCGACGAUGCAUCCAGGGCAGUGACUAAUUGUGAGUCUUUGGUGAAGGACUUCUACUCCAAACUCGGACUACAAUACCGUGACAGUAGCUCUGAGGAUGAAGCUUCCCGGCCUACAGAAAUAAUUGAGAUUCCUGAUGAAGAUGAUGAUGUCCUCAGUAUUGAUUCAGGUGAUGCUGGGAGCAGAACACCAAAGGACCAGAAGCUCCGUGAGGCUAUGGCUGCCUUGAGAAAGUCUGCUCAGGAUGUCCAGAAGUUCAUGGAUGCUGUCAACAAGAAGAGCAGCUCCCAGGACCUGCAUAAAGGAACCUUGAGUCAAAUGUCUGGAGAACUGAGCAAAGAUGGUGACCUGAUAGUCAGUAUGCGCAUUCUGGGCAAGAAGAGAACUAAGACGUGGCACAAAGGCACCCUCAUUGCCAUCCAGACGGUUGGGCCCGGAAAGAAGUACAAGGUGAAAUUUGACAACAAAGGAAAGAGUCUGCUGUCGGGAAACCAUAUUGCCUAUGAUUACCACCCUCCUGCUGACAAACUGUAUGUGGGCAGUCGAGUGGUGGCCAAAUACAAAGAUGGCAGUCAGGUCUGGCUCUAUGCUGGCAUUGUAGCCGAGACACCUAACGUCAAAAACAAGCUCAGGUUUCUUAUCUUUUUUGAUGACGGCUACGCUUCCUACGUCACACAGUCAGAACUGUAUCCCAUCUGCCGGCCACUGAAGAAGACCUGGGAGGACAUAGAGGAUAUCUCCUGCCGAGACUUCAUCGAGGAGUACAUCACCGCCUACCCCAACCGCCCCAUGGUGCUGCUCAAGAGCGGCCAGCUCAUCAAGACCGAGUGGGAGGGCACGUGGUGGAAGUCCCGCGUCGAGGAGGUGGACGGCAGCCUCGUCAGGAUCCUCUUCCUGGAUGACAAGAGGUGUGAGUGGAUCUAUCGGGGCUCUACCCGGCUGGAACCCAUGUUCAGCAUGAAGACGUCUUCAGCCUCUGCCCUGGAGAAGAAGCAAGGGGGACAGCUCAGGACGCGUCCAAAUAUGGGUGCUGUGAGGAGCAAAGGGCCUGUGGUCCAGUAUACCCAGGAUCUGACAAGUACUGGAACCCAGUUCAAGCCUAUGGAGCCCCCCCAGCCCACAGCCCCACCCGUCCCACCCACCCAGCCUACCCCACCUGCCCCACCUCUGUCACCCCAGGCAGGUGACAAUGAGAGCUUGGAAAGCCAGCUUGCCCAGUCACGGAAGCAGGUGGCCAAAAAGAGCACCUCCUUCCGGCCAGGAUCCGUGGGCUCUGGUCACUCCUCCCCUACGUCCCCUGCACUCAGUGAAAGUGUCCCUGGUGGGAAGCCUGUGGUCAACCAGGCGUAUCGGUCACCUGUAGGCUCAACAACUUCAGCCACAGCACCCCCAGCACCUCCGGCCCCCCAAGUCCCUCAAGCCCCCCCGGCCCCCCCAGCCUUCCAUGGCAUGCUGGAGAGGGCGCCAGCAGAGCCCUCCUACCGAGCACCCAUGGAAAAGCUUUUCUACUUACCUCAUGUCUGCAGCUAUACUUGUCUGUCUCGGAUCAGGCCGAUGAGAAAUGACCAGUACCGCGGCAAAAACCCUUUGCUGGUGCCGCUACUGUACGACUUCCGGCGGAUGACAGCGCGGCGCCGAGUUAACCGAAAGAUGGGCUUUCACGUUAUCUAUAAGACGCCCUGUGGCCUCUGCCUUCGGACAAUGCAGGAGAUCGAACGUUACCUUUUUGAGACUGGCUGUGACUUCCUUUUCCUGGAGAUGUUCUGUUUGGAUCCAUAUGUUCUUGUGGACCGGAAGUUUCAGCCCUAUAAGCCUUUUUACUACAUUUUGGACAUCACCUGUGGAAAGGAAGAUGUUCCCUUAUCCUGUGUCAAUGAAAUUGACACAACCCCUCCACCCCAGGUGGCCUAUAGCAAGGAGCGAAUCCCGGGCAAGGGUGUUUUCAUUAACACGGGCCCUGAAUUUCUGGUUGGCUGUGACUGCAAGGAUGGAUGCCGGGACAAGUCCAAGUGUGCCUGCCACCAGCUGACUGUCCAGGCGACGGCCUGCACACCAGGUGGCCAGGUUAACCCUAACUCUGGCUACCAGUACAAGAGACUGGAGGAGUGUCUGCCCACAGGAGUCUAUGAGUGUAACAAGCGCUGCAAAUGUGACCCCAGCAUGUGCACCAACCGGUUGGUUCAACACGGACUGCAGGUUCGGCUCCAGCUGUUCAAGACACAGAACAAGGGCUGGGGCAUCCGCUGCCUGGAUGACAUUGCCAAGGGAUCCUUCGUCUGUAUCUACGCAGGCAAAAUCCUGACAGAUGACUUUGCUGACAAAGAAGGCCUGGAGAUGGGUGAUGAGUACUUUGCCAAUCUGGACCACAUCGAGAGUGUGGAGAACUUCAAGGAAGGCUACGAAAGCGACGCCCCCUGUUCCUCUGACAGCAGCGGUGUAGACUUGAAGGACCAGGAAGACGGCAACAGUGGCACGGAGGACGCCGAGGAGUCCAACGAUGACAGCUCCGAUGAUAACUUCUGUAAGGACGAGGACUUCAGCACCAGCUCCGUGUGGCGCAGCUACGCCACCCGGCGGCAGACGCGGGGCCAGAAGGAGAACGGGCUCUCUGAGACGGCCUCCAAGGACUCCCGCCCCCCAGACCUCGGACCCCCCCACACGCCCGUCCCUCCAUCAGCCCCUGGAGGCGGCUGCAAUCCACCUUCCUCUGAAGAGACUCCUAAGAACAAGGUGGCCUCGUGGCUGAGCUGCAACAGUGUCAGUGAGGGUGGCUUUGCCGACUCCGACAGCCGCUCUUCCUUCAAGACCAGCGAGGGUGGGGAGGGCCGCGCCGGGGGCGGCCGAGGGGAGGCCGAAAAGGCUUCCACCUCGGGUGUGGGCAUCAAGGACGAGGCUGACAUCAAGCCAGCCAAGAAAGAGGACCCAGAUGACCGGAACAAGCUGUCACUCAGUGUUCCUGAAAGCUCCCGAAAUUAUGGUUACAAUCCUUCCCCCGCGAAGACUGAAGGACUCCGCCGCCCACCCAGUAAGACCAGCAUGCACCAGAGCCGAAGACUGCUGGCCUCCGCUCACGCCAACCCUGAUGAUGUCCUGACGCUGUCGAGCAGCACCGAGAGCGAGGGGGAAAGCGGGACCAGCCGCAAGCCCGCUGCCGGCCAGGCCUCCGCCGCCGCGGCGGACAGCGAUGACAUCCAGACCAUCUCCUCCGGCUCCGAGGGGGAUGACUUUGAGGACAAGAAGAACAUGUCUGGCCCAGCAAAGCGCCAGGUGGCCGUGAAGUCAACCCGAGGCUUCGCGCUGAAGUCGACCCACGGGAUUGCCAUUAAGUCAACCAACAUGGCGUCCGCGGAAAAGGGGGAGAGCGCGCCCGUGCGCAAGAACACGCGCCAGUUCUACGACGGCGAGGAGUCUUGCUACAUCAUCGACGCCAAGCUCGAAGGCAACCUGGGCCGCUACCUCAACCACAGUUGCAGCCCCAACCUGUUCGUCCAGAAUGUCUUUGUGGACACGCACGACCUCCGCUUCCCCUGGGUGGCCUUCUUUGCCAGCAAGAGAAUCCGGGCUGGCACGGAGCUCACAUGGGACUACAACUACGAGGUGGGCAGCGUGGAGGGCAAGGAGCUGCUCUGUUGCUGCGGGGCCAUCGAGUGCAGAGGGCGUCUUCUCUAGGCCCCGCGCCUCCGCGUCCUCCUGAACUGUCCUCUCCUCAGGAACUGGGUCUUCCUGGCUGUUGAACUCUGACCCCAAGUCUCUAGUCUAGCUACUCCCCCAGCUCCUGACAGCGGGGGUUCUGGAUGAGGAGACUCCUUCCAAUGUGGUGCUAGCAGGCAGGGCCCCUCCUCCACCGCCCAGGCCAAGGGGCAGCAGAGGCUUCCGCUCUGACCCGGGCCUGAGUCCCUCUUCGCGCCCAGCCUCCGUCUGUUCAAGUGUUCAUGCGUCUGACAGAUUCUAUUCCUGGCACGAGGGCUGUGUUGCCAUCGUUGGUUUGUAUUGUUUCUUGCAAGUCUUUAACAUCUUACUCCAACUGAGAUUGUGAUUCCAUUUCUCUCCCUCAGCCCCCAUACUCCCAAUUCUGAGUCUUCCAGCGAGAGACACGCCCCCCUUCUUCCCAUCGGGCCACCAUCGUUGCUCUCAUACCUUCUCUGCUUUUCCUUUUUGCCAUAUGAAAUUUACAAAAAAUGUUACAGAGCUGAGGAUGGCAUGAGGAGACGGUCUUAGUUUAUUUAGUGGAUCCCCCUUCUCAAUUCCUAAUAGUCUGGAACACUUGUUGCCAUGUUUUACUUAAUCUUUAAUAUAUUUUAAUUAAAAAAAAAAAAACAUUAACAGUACAUUUUGGUCAGAAGUGGUCCCUCUGCUGAAAUGCCAGGUGCUAGCUGGAAGUCUGGCUUUAAAACCAAAACCCCAAAUAAUAAAUAAAAAUUAGAACUAGGUGCCUUUCUACAACCCAGCUAGCCUGGCGGAAUAGGCCAGAGAAAGGAGGCAGUAAGAUCGGGGACCUUAGUUGCAGGGAAGGCUGGCAGAGAAGUGACACAAAGUAUGGCCUGAGCCCCAAUAUGGCCCCCAUUUUUUGGCAGAGGUAGGGUAAAGGUCAUAUGCACCCCCCUACACUCAGUUCGUUUGUGUCUUAGGAAGAAAAAGGUUAAAAUCAGAUCAGCUUUGGUUUUUGGCCUGAAAACCUUGGGUCAAAAAGGCGAACCUUGGUCCUUCUUUGGCAGAAUGCGGCCCACAGGUGGACGGUAAGGCGUGACCCUGGCCCUGGAGGCCAGGGAGUCAAAGGCAAAUCUCUGGGGCCAAGUUCUGAAGCCAUAAGGAAUGUGAGUCGUGGCCCCUCCCCCAGAGCCCAGGCAGGGUCUCAAAAGAGGACGGUAAGACCAUCCCCCCCAGCAGGAUACAACCAGCGUCCCCUCUCCCUGGGGACGGGCUGCUCAGAUUUGGUUUAAAGGCAACUGGGUGACAGUGGCAGGGGACAGAACAGCUCCUCACUCUCUGCUUUCUCCCCAGAAAUUAAAGGGACCCCAAGGGGUAGUUCCUUGGCCUUCUGCGUCAUCUGGGGGCAGCAGGGCCGGCGGCUCAGUCCUUCUUUCGAUGGUGGUUGUUGAGGACCAGGUGGCCAUUGACCAGGGCCCGGCUCUUGGCUCCGCUCCCCGCCGCGGGCUCCUCCCCCUCCGAGCUCUCGGUUUCCUCCCGGUCGCUGCGCUCAUCCUCCACCAGCUGUG
Molecule: messenger RNA, 5654 nt
Organism: Talpa occidentalis (Iberian mole)
Lineage: Eukaryota; Metazoa; Chordata; Mammalia; Eulipotyphla; Talpidae
Gene: SETDB1
Product: SET domain bifurcated histone lysine methyltransferase 1
Exons: 22
Coding region: 199-4107 (1302 amino acids)
Biological process (GO): negative regulation of gene expression; heterochromatin organization
Cellular component (GO): nucleus
Molecular function (GO): histone H3K9 methyltransferase activity; zinc ion binding; DNA binding
Source: RefSeq, a predicted model, not a curated record